CGCAAAACAGCAGACGAUUUUUCCAGUUUUGCAUCAAUGAGCAACAUUCUUCGUACGAAAUGCGUUGUCAUUGGAGACUCGGCCGUUGGAAAAACAGCGUUGGUUCAAGUAUUUUUACACGACCGUACCUAUUUUCCAAAAAAUUACUCGAUGACAACAGGAGUUUCACUAUCGGUUGGGAAAGUGAAUAUCCCUGAAACUAAAGAUACAGUUGAAAUAUAUCUGCACGAUUGUUCUGGCAAAGACAUCUAUCAGGAUUUUACCCAAGAACUGUGGUCGGAUUCACCUUUGGCCGUCAUAGUCUUCGACACCUGCAGCAGUUCGUCGUUCGACAAUGUACCUUUGUGGGCCGAGAGAUUAUCUAAAAAAUGUGGCUCAAAUCAUCCUAUUGGAAUACUUGUGGGCACAAAGGCAGACCUAAAGGAGAGGCGCUCCGUCUCCUUGAAAGGGGCACAGGAAAUGGCCAAGCGCAUCGGAUUUCAAUACUUUGAAUGCUCUUCUAAAGAAGCAGAGGGUGUCCAAGAGCCAUUCUUCUACUUGGCAAGCCAGUGGCACAAGCUCGUAGAAAAGGAUGCGGCUUGAAGGAAG
Molecule: messenger RNA, 588 nt
Organism: Ixodes scapularis (black-legged tick)
Lineage: Eukaryota; Metazoa; Arthropoda; Arachnida; Ixodida; Ixodidae
Product: intraflagellar transport protein 27 homolog
Exons: 7
Coding region: 37-582 (181 amino acids)
Molecular function (GO): GTP binding; GTPase activity
Source: RefSeq, a predicted model, not a curated record